Messenger RNA from Seminavis robusta, 4946 nucleotides. The record is from the annotation of a GenBank genome assembly. NCBI's taxonomy places the organism in Eukaryota, Bacillariophyta, Bacillariophyceae, Naviculales, Naviculaceae.
UAAACAUACGCCAAUGACACCUUAACCCUAACACCGGCUUUGCAGAAACGCUCAUUGAUUGCCUGUUCACUCUGUUUCCUCCCUCUUCACUGUGUGCUCUUCUUGUUUCUUGUUGUUUGUUGUCUUCGAGAGAUUAUUUGACAUCACCAUGAGGGACAAUAGCAUUGAGCCAUUCACGCCAAGGGACGCUCGCCCAUUGCACUCCAAUCCGUAUGCCUCCAAUAAAAGAAAGUCAACCAAUCAACAACAGCAACCCGAGACCAUCCAGGAGGCGACCGAAACUUCACACCCACAAGACAAAAAGUCUUCUCAGGGACCACUGCAUGACGACAGUGCGUCAUCAUCAGAAGCCAUUGGGGGAUCUUCCAACGAGAAUGCCAUUGCAUCUCAAAAUUCCAUGCGCCUAUUGUCCAUGCUCCAACGAGACUACGAAGAAUUGGAAAAGGACUCUGUCAAGGCAUGCCUUCGAUCCAAACAGUUUCCUUGUCCUGAAGUCUCCAAGGUUUUGCAAGAAGGGUCCAAUCCGUCGUUGGACUUUUCUGUCCUCCAAGAAUCCUGCCAAAUUUUGAUGGAUCAUCCAGACUAUCUAGCAGGGUGCUGUGGUGGUGGAAAUACUAAUAAUAUUGAACAAGAAGAGAAACAAAAGUCGUCGUUGUGGUAUAUGACACGGCUCGGCACUAUUGUUCGUUUUCUCCAGCUCUUGUUGGUGACUGAUAAAAACAAGCUAUCACCACAACAAACCAAUCCACUCCUUUUGAACUUGAUGAAAGCGCUGGUGACCAAUGUCGAAAAGAGUCUGCAAUAUUGGACGGCAGCUGAAAAAGAACAACAACAAUCCAUCGAUGAUGACAGGCGAGAGGAUUGUUUGUACAAUGGACCGGUCUCACAGACGUAUCAUGGACCACAAGUGGCGUGCUUUGUGUUGGCAUUUUGUCUACGAAUCAAAUCGGUCAUGGUCCAGCACCGACUAGAUCUCUUGCCGGCCUUGUGGAAAUCUGUGGAUGCCAUUUUCACGGCAUUGGCGAUGACGACUUCAUCAUCUCUGCCUGUGGAAUUGCUACAGGAUGCUAUAGAUGCCCUGGGUGGAUAUUUGAAGGAUUUCUUGUGGCAGGCCGUGGGAGUUCUGGCAUUAUCGAAACAAUCUGCGUUGCUGCAACCACAUCAAGUCAAAAUCAGUUCUUUCUUCCUCACCAAGCUAUCCCGAUUUCUCAAGCUGCAUGCAAACCAAGAGGGCGAAAAAAUCCCGGAUGACAUCUUGUCGCUCUUAGUGUCGUUCUGUGGGCUGGCCGUGUACGUCGCGGCUACUCAGCCAGAUCAAGCCGCGCUCCUCCAAACGGUACAAAAAGUAUCCUCCAAAGCCGAAAAGUGCCUUUUGUCGGUCCUUUUGACAGAAGAAGAAAAAGGCGCACCUGUGGUCCCCAAAGCCGUCAGCUUGCAUCAACUCUGCAAUAUGAGACAAUUGACGCGGGGAGUGCUUGGACAGUCAACAACAACAACGCAAUCUAGCAGUUUGCUACAAUCCUCAUUUGACAUUGGCAAAUGGCACAUUCUUCAAGAGGUGCUCCAGCAAUGUCUGAACUCUGCUACAACACCGUCUGAUGGCAGCCUGCCACUUUUGUGGACCGAAGAGGCUCAUGUCAACAGUUUGCUUGCCGUGUGCGAGAAUCUGGUCUUUGGCAGUCUUCCGAUGUGCCACACUUUUCUCACUACAGCCCGUCUCAAAAAGAACAAAAAGAACAAGACAGAGGACUGUGUCCCAACCAAACUCUUGGAAACAACGCUAAGGUCCAUCAGUCAAUACGUCUAUGCUUGCGAAACGACAGCACCAUGCAUGACCGCCAAUGCUUUACAUUGCUUGCUGUUGAGAUGGCUCAUGCCAAUGGCCUCGCAACAACAACACCACCCGUUGACCCGAGAAUGUGUCCUUUUUCUGGUACAGACGCAUGUCACCAGACUCGGUUCCAAUCACAAUGGCACUCCCUUGAUGACACUCCUAACGAAAGCACUGUUCGACCACCGAACGUCCCAUAAGUCAACGAUUGCAGCAUUGAUUCGGAAGAUGCUAGUGGCAGACCCAAAUGGAGGAGAACUACCCCUUGGGUUGCAGCGAUUAGUCUGUGCAGAAUAUGGCUCCAAGCCUCUGUUUCGCAGCCGGAAGAGGCGUCGUGAUGGCAAGCAAAUUGCCCGCACAGAGGAUGGCAACGGCAAUCCAAGCUGGCAUCCAUUCUCGGUGGAAGAUAUUCGUGUCAUUGCCACCGUGAUGGCCCGUGUCCCCUUCUCCGUCAUCCCCAACGCAAAGGCCGACCUGGAACACUUCUGCUUAAACAUUUGCGCCAAGAAGAAGAAGAAGAAGCGAAGAAAAGUGCCUAGUUCAAGCCUUGCCAAACGCUCAAUCAUUGCGCUGUCGCUCCUGGAAGCUGCCGUGAGAGAAGAUCCCUCACUUGUGUUUCUCAAGAGCAUUUGUCCGGAGACUGGGACGUCGAGUAUCCAGCAGCGGCUCUGUACGUGGUUCUUGUCCCAAGUUGAUAGUUGCUAUCCCAGCGGGCGACAGCAUGUUGCCGAGCAAACCAUGGAAAGCCUUGCCAUAAUUGGCACCUCGGUACUUCGUUUCAUUUCCUUUGCAGGCCAACAAGGCUCUGUGGAAAAUGAAUCGACCGCCCAAGUGCAGGAGCAUGUGCGGUUGGUGCAACGAGUUCUCGAUGUGUGCACCGAUCCCGAGCGAAUCUUGGCACAGUGCCGACAAACAAACGCGGCAGAAGGCACCACAUCAAACAUGCCAUUGCUUGUUUUGGAAUCUUCGAGGACGCUGGGGAUCAUUGGCCUAACCCUUCUCGGCAGAGUUGGAAUGGUGAAUGACAUUAUGCAAGGAUUCGUUUCCAUCUAUCAACGACUUUUAGCCAGCAACAUGUGCUGGUCGCUUCAUACUCAAACAAUGACAUCGCUGUAUGGCAUGUUCAAAUCCAUCCAACGCGACCAAGGCCAGAUCCUGGUGACUUGUAUACCAGAGCGGCAUCGGAAAGGCCAAGCCAGUCUGCUGCAGUGCCGAAUCAAAGGAAAGGUUUACCGAUACGACAAGCACAAUAACGCAGGAGAACAUGUCAAUCGGAAGGAUAAGGAUGCCUUAUCAAAACUGUGUUUUCACUCGCUGGAUGCGUUGAUACCACGUUCCUCGCCAAUAGCUACGAAGCUACCAUCCCAACAGGGCAGGGAGGUGUCAUUGUCGAUUGCCACCGGAUCUUACUUUCUGACAAUGCCAACACAGGGAGGAAGAGAGGCAAUAGUGAUCUUCCCACCAACCGAAUCAUCACUGCAGGACAUUCAGUACAUGUUGGGGAGCAGCGCAACACAAGACGAAACCAUGCCAGCAGUUCAGCAACUUCAACGAAUCAUGUCGUCACGAGAUGGAUGCACAGCGAUUCUACAACCUGCAGGAAAUCUCAGCAAUGACGGCGAGUAAUCUGGUCGUACGUAAUGUAGCUAUGACAGUAUUAGUUUGGGCUUUAUUUUGGUGCUACAGGUUUGCUUACAUUCAGUCAAACAAUCAAGCCACGGGUGGUUCGGCUCACAAAAGUCAAUCUACUAUUGGCCACCUCACUUGCUAAUGCUCCGAAUCCUGGCAGUGCAGGACAACAUCAUGAAUGAGUUUGGCCAAGACCACACCCGGAUUAAUCAAACCACGCAAGGGGAUAUCUCGGGAAGACCCAUCAGAGUUUGCGUACAUGAAAUGGGGUGAAUGGCAAAAUGGAUGGCUUUGACAGUUGCCACAGACCAACCCAUAGUUUUCGUUGCCUCUCAUUUCGAGAGCAAUAAAGUUGGUAGAGGGGCUUUCCACAUAGAGUAGGCGCGUUCCUGCACUUGUCCAUUGAUGACGGCGCCAUGUGUUGUCUCCACCCCACUGGUUGUUGCUGGGUUGGACCACAAUUGUUUCUUCCACCAAUCUCCAAUCAAUCACGCCCCGGAUGGCGCCCUCCACGACUUUGGAAAUGGCUUGUUCCAGUAAGUUGUUGGGUACUGGCUUGUCACAGUCUCCGGGUACGUGGGAUGCUGCAGCUCCCACCACCAAAUCGCUUUCAUCCAGACAAUCGACAUCUUCCUUCAAGUCAAAAAAUAGCUUACUCCAAACCACAAUACCAUCACCACCUGGAUCACCACCACUACUAGGAACGGGAGCUGGAUAAUCCCCGCCAUCGCUCUCAUCGUUAUUUUUAACCUUGGCCCGUUUGCGGGGACUCUUGCGUCUUCCAACGUUGCCAUCAUCUUUUACUUUAUGCUUGUUGGGGCUGGUGCUCUCUUUGAUGGCAGGUGCGAUUUUCUUGGCAACUUUUUCUGGAUGCAUGGUAACCUUCACCCCGGAACCAGAGCCUCCGCUCAAUUUGCGAAACAGCACAUCAUGCCCAUCUCGUAACUUUCGGUUCCAACUUGUGGACUGCACAAAGAGCUCACACCCAGAGGGUAAUCCGCUUGGUUUGAGGGUAACAGCCACUCCCUUGUUCACUUUGAGCUCGGACCGCACGGCAUCUGGCCCAGCAAUCCAUCUCGUCUUGUCGUCAAGAGACAGAACCAUAUCCUUGUUGGCCGAGAUCUUUUCCGAUCGGGUUACCUUGUAGUAACCAGAUCCACGGAACAUGUCUGUAAGCUUCAACCGCUUGGUCAACUCCUCAAAGGUUUCUCCAUCUCGGGGCGUCACACGAAGAUAUUCCAUGGUUUGCUUCUUGGUUCAGCCACAAUCUAGUUCUUUCAAGCGAGUUGCCCUUCUUGUAGUCUCUCUGCAACCCAUUCUAUGGUGACAACCGAGGUUCCGGUUGUUCCUCACGCCAUCUUCUUCAUUCUCACCGAAAUCUGAUGCCAGUGGGAUUGAUCAAUCAUGGUUUCUCUCACGACUGGAUCAAACUUCCUUCCGACACGCCGUUCUGGCUUGAGGUUUGCUCUACAGGAAUAUAUUGUUG